Messenger RNA from Cheilinus undulatus (humphead wrasse), 1927 nucleotides. It is a transcript of the gene cfap70, whose product is annotated as cilia and flagella associated protein 70. The record is from RefSeq and is a predicted model, not a curated record. Lineage: Eukaryota; Metazoa; Chordata; Actinopteri; Labriformes; Labridae. Gene Ontology annotation, cellular component: extracellular exosome; motile cilium. Gene Ontology annotation, molecular function: protein binding. The coding region runs from base 1 to 1887 and encodes 628 amino acids. Gene Ontology annotation, biological process: cilium movement; cilium assembly. The transcript has 16 exons.
AUGGAAAUCGAUCUGACGCUUCAGUUUCUGUCUUUUUUGGAGGAGAAUUAUAAGGUGUUUUUGGAGGCUUAUAUCAUGAUUGAAGCGGCCUUGAGUGAACCAUUGGUACCAAAAAUAUCACCAGAGGAGCUGUCAAGAAGGGUGAAGGCAUUGAUCCCUCCCAGACCUCCGCCUCCAGCUGGCCCCAGCAGAGCAGAAAGAGCAGUGCUGGACUUCCACAAGCAGGUAGGCAAUGUGGUGAGCCAUGUUUCUGACCAGUGUAAGGAAUUGUUUGGAGCAAUGCAACCAUCAGAUGCCUGUAGCAGGGAGCAAAUGAUGGUCCAGCUGAUGGGAUCCCUCAGUGUCUCAGGCAGAUACAUCACCUUCAAGGAACAGAUGAAGCCUACGGUGGUACGGCUUGUAUGUGACAAGAUGAAGCAGACAGAGCCAUUCACUGGCCCUGAGGAGCUCAGGGCCUUUGUCAGCAAGCUUUAUGUCUACCUGGUGGAUGAAAUGAAAAAUGCUCUAAACAAGAUUUAUGCAGAUGACACUGAUGAUGACGCCCAGGAUGAGAUCCAAUUGAGUUCUUCACAGCUCAGACUUUUUGCCAGAGAGGCUCAGCUUACUGGGGAUUAUCAGCAGGCUGCUCAGUACUACCAAGAGUUAGUGGCAAGGCAUCCUCGUGACCCCUCUUGUAAGUUUGACUUGGGAAGGCUCUUCAUGCAGACAGGAGACUACAUGAAGGCUGAAGAGUGUUUCCAUGAGGCGGUCUCCAUCCAGCAGACACACCAACCAAGCCUGAUGAUGUGCGGGGUCUUGGCAGCUAUGUUUGAGAAAUACGAUGAGGCCAACACCUUCCUGGAGCGAGCGACCAACAUAGAUCCACCGAGUGUGGUGGCCUGGACCCUGCUGGGCCUGGUCCAUGAGAGCCAGAACCAAUCCACCUGGGCUGAAUGGGCUUUUCUGGAGGCCAGAAAGCUGCUGGGGGAAGAUGAAGCACAGAAUGAAACACAGAGCAAGGAGGAGAAUGAAGACGAAGAAAAGAAAAAUGACAAAGAGGAAGACAAGCUGAAGGAAGCACAGACAGAGAAAUCUCCUGAUACUGAGCAAGUCCCAGAAAGUCAAGACCAGGAAUCAGAGGUGCCAGGACAGCCUCCAGCAGAGAGUGUCAUAACCAGGACAACUCAAGCUAAACCCUCCCCUACUGCGUGCAAAGAGACAGUUCAGUUCUUGCUGCACAACUUUGCCCUGCAGAUGGCUGAGUGGGCUCUGUCCCAGGAGCUGCUAUGUUUAGAAGGAGGUCCCAGUUUCUCCUAUCUUCUUCAUCUGGCCCAGUGGCAGCUGCUCAGAGCUGACUACGUCUGUGCCAAGGCCAGCCUGAGGGAGGCACUGCUUCACCAAGAACAGGAUGCCGAUGCCUGGGCUCUGAAUGGCCACUGUUGCUACCUGCGUGGGGUGUUCAGUGAUGCCCUGGAGAGCUAUGAGAAGAGCCUGACAUUCCCGCAGCAGCCGUCAGACUCUCACCUUGUCCUCCUCCGCCUGGGAUCCAUGUACCUCCAGGAGGGGAAGUUUGAGCAGGCCAAAGUUGUCUACCUGCAGGCCUGUGAGCAGUCUCCAUCCUGUCUGACCUGGUUGGGCCUGGGUACUGCCUGCUACAGGCUGGGGGAGCUGCGUGUUGCUGAGGAGGCUCUGGCUGAGGCCAACCAGCUCAACAACCAGAACUCAGAGGUGUGGGCUUACCUGUCUCUGAUCUGCCUGAAGGCUGGCAAACCAGAGCAGGCAGAAUACUGUCAGAAUUAUGCGAGGAGGCUCGACCUGCAGAAUGAAUCCCUGCUCAAAGAGUUCAGCGACCUGAAGGAUGAACUCUGCCUCAGUCAACUGGAGUCCUGCUUUGCAGCAAGUUCUUAAACAGCGAUUCAAAUCAUAGAACCAAAAAUGUUCCCUAUAC